This is a messenger RNA of Physella acuta, 783 nucleotides long. RefSeq lists its product as uncharacterized. Lineage: Eukaryota; Metazoa; Mollusca; Gastropoda; Physidae. The record is from RefSeq and is a predicted model, not a curated record.
UUUAACACAAAAUUAUGUUUCGCUGACCAGAAGCUUCAACUGUUCAAGCCAAUGUUUUAAAGUCAUGUUGGCUUACCACAAGGCUCCAACUUUUGGUUGGCUCAAGUCUAGGGGACACUUUGGCUCAAGAGAUGGCUCAUUGAUCUUGGUGGCUCUGCUGUUUAUCUUGCCCUGUGUUGCGGCAAGCCCACUUUUCAACUCAUUCCGUCAUCGUGAGGUGAGACAUGCCAGUAUUACAAGACAUUCCAGACAGGCAGCAGACAUCAAUUCCGUUAUACAGACCAUACAAAGCGUUCUAGAUAAGGACAACAGUACUGGAAUAGCGGCCAGUGAACUCAAAGAUCUGGCAGCGAGUGUUGGUGAUACUGGAAGGGCGAUACUUGGAUCAGAUGCUUCAGUGACCGAUGCUGACGUCAGCAGUGUGAUCUCAACGCUAAUCGGCUCAUAUAACAUUAGCUAUGACGACAGCAAAUCUAGUGCGGUAAAGAAAUACGGCCAUAAACUCCAGCAGUACCUCUACAUUUGGAGAAGUUUGAGUGACAGGAUUACUUUGUUACAAGGUUCUGGUCAGAACUAUAACCUUGAACUUGCUGCUGUUGUGAAAACGUCCAAUGAUAUUCAAGCAGCUCUGGUGCAAUCAGUGAAUUCUGUGUCGGUGCUGUCUUCAAAGUUUAAUAAAACAAGACGGGCUAUUCGACGAAAGCUUUAUUCACGACAAGGUUGGUACUAGAUUUUCUAAAUUAUUUUGUUAGUGCUAGAAUUUCUAAACGCUAGUCUAUGUUA